Messenger RNA from Drosophila novamexicana, 3201 nucleotides. Its product is annotated as presequence protease, mitochondrial-like. Gene Ontology annotation, molecular function: metal ion binding. Gene Ontology annotation, cellular component: mitochondrial matrix. Gene Ontology annotation, biological process: protein processing. The coding region runs from base 61 to 3183 and encodes 1040 amino acids. The record is from RefSeq and is a predicted model, not a curated record. Lineage: Eukaryota; Metazoa; Arthropoda; Insecta; Diptera; Drosophilidae. The transcript is spliced from 3 exons.
CAAAAACUGAAUGACUAAAUCAAUUCGGAUGUGGAUCAAUUAGGAUCCGGACUCAAAUCAAUGAAAUAUAUACAUUAUGUGCUUUCGAUUGCCGCAAUGCUUAGACGUGUCAGAUGCCCAAAUGCAUUGAGAAGAGCGCUGGACAAGUCAUCUGGCAGGCGGAAUAUCAAGUCCCUUACAGUGGAGCAUGAACUUCACAAGGUUGAGCCCAAGGCCAAAAUGCCACAGGUGAUAGCAGAUCCUGGCUACAAAUAUAAAGAGGGCAUGGUCUAUUACGGGUUCCAGUGCGAGCGCAUCGAGCAUAACUCGGACUUUGGAUUUGUGUCCUGCAGCCUGCGACACAUUGGCACGGGCACGGAGUUUUGGUAUAUCGAUCGCAAUGACACAAAUAAUGUAUUCUCAAUUAACUUUCGCACUCCGCCCGUCGACUCGACGGGUGUGUUUCAUGUACUGGAGCAUCUCGCCUUAUGCGGAUCAAAGACAUUUCCAGUUCGCGACCCCUUCUUCAAAAUGCUAAAUCGAUCAGUUGCCACAAAUAUGAAUGCUCUGACUGGAGCUGACUUGACUGUUUAUAUAUUCUCUUCCAGGAAUGAGGUCGACUUCCGGAAUAUACAGCGUAUCUAUUUAGAUUCUGUUUUCAGGCCAAAUCUACUCUAUUUGGACUUCCUACAGGAGGGCUGGCGACUAGAGCAUAAGGACUUGCAUAAUCGAAAGUCUGAGCUCAUGAUUAAGGGUAUCGUUUAUAACGAAAUGAAGGGAACCUUUUCUGAGAACUCGCGAGUAUUCCGAAAAAGCCUUAUGGGCAACUUAUUGCCAAAGCUCGCAUACAGGAACGUAGCCGGCGGCGAUCCUCCCGAGAUUCCCAAUUUAACGCACGCAGCGCUGAUCGAGUUCCACCGCAAAUACUAUCAUCCAAGCAAUGCGCGCAUAUUCUGCUACGGCUCCUUCGACCUAAUGCAGACACUUUCAUUUGUCAAUAGGGAAUACCUUAUGCACAAUGAUUUCAGGGACACUUACUACAGCCGCAUUCCACUUCAUCCGCGCUGGUCACAGCCGCGCCAUGUUCACAUUCCCUGUCGCAUGAACAACAUGGGCGCCUCGAUGGACAGGCAAAACCAAAUUGGCGUCGCGCUCCUGAUGUGCGACAGGAUCGAUGUACAGGAGUGCUUCGAGCUGAAUGUACUGACCGAGCUGUUGAUUCGUGGUCCGAACGCGGCUUUCUUCAAGGGUCUGAUAGAGCCAAACUUUUCUGGCGGAUUCAAUAAGAACACGGGCUAUUACUUUACAAGCAGAGAUACGUACUUUGCUGUGGGCCUGCAAGACUUAAGGGCCGAAGACUUUGCCAAAUUCAAUGAACUAUUCCACCAAACUGUUCAGCAGACAAUCCAAGAGGGCUUUGAGCCUCAGCACAUAGAAAGCGUUCUGCACAAACUUGAACUCUCAGUGAAGCAUCAGAGCGCCGACGUUGGCAGCGUCCUGCUGUAUAACUCGAUGACGCUCUGGAAUCAUGGGGGUGAUGUUGUGGCCAAUCUGCGAGUUUCGGAAAUGAUUGGCAAAUUGCGAAACAGCUUGAAGGAGAACAAGAACUAUUUUCAAGAGAAAGUCGAAAAGUAUUUCCUGAACAAUCCGCACAAGCUCACGGUGACAAUGACUCCUGAUGAAUUAUAUGAUGAGAAUUUAAAAAGAGCUGAAAGGCAGUUAAUCGUCAAAAAAGUAAAGGACCUCAACGCGGAUGAUUUGGAGGCGGUGUUUCAGAAUGGCAUCAAGCUGGAGGCAUCCCAAAAAGCUAAAGAAAAUACGGAUGUCCUGCCGUGCCUGUCGCUUAAGGACGUGCAGGAGCCGCUCAAGUUUCCACAAGUAACGGAGCAACUCAUUCAAGGUGUCCCCACGCAGCUGUGCAAAGUGGCCACCAACGAAAUAACCUACCUUAAUUGCCUCUUCAAUAUUACGGGAUUGAGUCCAGAAGAGGCUAUGCUCGUGCCAUUGUUCUGCAACGUAAUCAAAAAUGUUGGCACCAUCAAGCACAACUUCCGCGAAUUCGACAAACUGGUUCUUUCGAAAAGUCCCGGAUUCGACUUCAAAGUUAAGGUUGUCGAAAAUGUGAAGGAUGGCAAGUCUUAUCGUACGAGUUUGUUGAUGACGACGUAUGCUCUGGACAAGAACGUUCCCAAUAUGUUUGCGCUGUGCGAGGAGUUGCUGCUGAACUUUAGACUAGAAGAUACAGAUCGCCUGAAGAUGCUUAUAGAAAGCUACGUGUCCAAAUUAUCACUCGGAAUCGCAUUCUCUGGGCACUUGUACGCCAUGUUAGGCUCCGCUGCAUUGGUCAGCGAUGCUGCAAAGCUCAAAUCCCUAUUAUCGGGUGUGGAUCACAUAGAUUUCAUGAAGAAGUAUGUGCAACAGAAUAGCACGGAGCAAAUUCGCGACAGACUGAGGAAUAUUGGCUCUAAAGUCUUCAGCAAAAGCAACAUGCGCGUUGCCAUUAAUAGCUCAGAGGCGUUUCAACCAACAGCCUUGGAACACUACGAAACCUUCCUCAAAAACUUGCCUACUCUGGCAAACCUGAGUGUCAAGAGGGAGUUGGAGUUGUUGAAGCCGAGUUGUAGGCAUUACGUUAUGAAUAUUCCUGUGAACUACUGCGCGAAAUCUUUCUUCGCAGUGCCAUAUUUGCAUGAGGAUCACCCCGUGUUACGCGUCCUGGCGAAACUCGUAUCGGCCAGGUAUCUGAUGCCUGUGGUGCGGGAGCAGAACGGAGCUUAUGGCACGGGCGCAAGGAUCGGCUAUGACGGUCUCUUCAAUUUCUACAGCUAUCGUGAUCCACACUCUACGAAAACCCUGGAUGUAUUCGACAAGACCUACGAGUGGUUAUUGGCCACAAAUGAGAAGCUGAAUCAUCAAAUGUUAUUCGAGGCAAAGCUGGGCGUGCUGCAGUUGGUGGACUGGCCAACGGCUCCUGGUGAAAUUGGCUUGGAUUACUUUAUUUUAGGGGUGUCGUAUGAGGAAUAUUGCAAAUAUCGCUCCCGCGUUCUGUCUGUGACAGUCGAAGAUCUGCGCACUGUAAUUGAGAAGUAUUUUAAAGAGGAAGCAAAUCAUAUUGGAAAAUUCAUUUUGGGACCUAAAAGGGAAAAAUUGGAGGAGAAUCAAAGUCUAUGUAAAUAUAAAUUAAAAGUAACUAAACUGUUUUGAUGUUAUAAAUUAAAUAAA